Striga asiatica is the source of this 2023-nucleotide messenger RNA. Lineage: Eukaryota; Viridiplantae; Streptophyta; Magnoliopsida; Lamiales; Orobanchaceae. The record is from the annotation of a GenBank genome assembly.
GCUGAUUAUUAUUAUGCUCCAAAAGCCCUUCUCUUUCUUUUCUCUCUCCUUUCGCAUUCCGUUUCGCCCCCAACGAAACACGCACUCACACACACAGACACGCACUCGCAAAUCAUCCACCGCCCGCCACCACCGCCCUCGAGCUUCGAGCCCACGUUCUUCUUAGCCCCAAAAUCACCUCUUUCUCUGAAUCAUUCUUCAGAUUUACAGAUGCGCGCGGCCGAGAAGGAAAUGGACGUAAAUUCGAUCCCUUGUGUGUGAGUUCGGCGCUAGCAUGCACCGCGUGACGGCGUGAUAACGUGGGAUUUGGGAGCUGGAGAUUUAUUUCGUUUAAUUUGGGUGAAGUUAGGCGAUAUGAUGGCGCAUCAAGAGGUGAGUGUGAAACGGGAGACGGUGGCGCCAUGCAUGACUUGCCCUCUCUGCCACAAACUCUUUCGGCAAGCCACCACUAUUAUCGAGUGUCUUCAUACUUUUUGCAGGAAAUGCAUAUAUGAGAAGCUCUCAGAUGAAGAAAUGGAGUGCUGUCCAAUAUGUGAUACUGACCUGGGAUGUGUUCCGUUGGAGAAAUUGAGGCCGGAUCACAAUUUGCAAGAUGUAAGAACAAAAAUAUUUCCCUGUAAGAGGAUAAAGGUGAACUCCCCUGAAGUGGUGACUCCUGUUGUGUUGCCUGCCAAGAGAAAGGAAAGAUCCCUCUCAUCAUUAGUAGUCAGCACCCCAAGAAUAUCAACCCACACUGGGAUGACUGGAAGGAGAUCAAAAUCAGUUGCAAGAAAACCAUCCAAGGGCUCCAGUUUCACCAUAGUUAAGAACAUUGUUGAUGAUCCUCCUGAGAGUUCUGGCUCACCAGAGAUGUUGAACAAAUUAACUCAGCAUAUUAGGCAGAGCUCUGCCGUGGACGAGCCAUCUAAUGACCCUUGUGGUAAUAUGGGAAGAGAAAAUCAUUCUGAACUUUGGGAUGGAAAACUUGAUAUCUGGAAACCUCUUACUUGUUUGGUAGAAGCAGCAAAUAGGAGCAAAUCUUCUAAGUCAAGCAUGCAAGGUUCUGUUGUUAAACUCGAGGACCAACGUUCUUAUGACAAUGAGGGUCCUCUGGGGACAAAUAAACAUAAGAAACACCGUAGGAAAUCAAAAGUCAAGGACGAGAAAAACAGCAGUGACAAUACACCUACGGAAUCUGAAAGACCUAAAAAGUUGCGGAAAAUCCGUCAGAAGGCACGGAAUUUUGGAGAAUUCAGGGUUCCACCCGAGGUGGUUGUGUUAGAUGCUGCAAGUGCUAAAUUAGAAAGAAAAAGCUAUCCGAUUUGGUUCUCCUUAGUGGCCUCUGAUGAGCUGAAAGGAGAUGCUCCACCUCUGCCUCAGAUUUCUGCAAGUUACUUGAGAAUAAAGGAUGGAAGCAUACCGGUUUCAUUUAUACAAAAGUACCUCCAGAGGAAGUUAGAUCUUACCAGUGAAGUUGAGGUUGACAUCAAAUGCAUGGGGCAAACAGUUGUCCCCUCAUUGCCCCUUAAUAACUUGGUCGAUCUUUGGCUUCGAAACACUAAUGGGGAGAUAGUCUCAGCAACAGUUGGCUCUUCCGCUAAGGAUUUUGUGAUGGUGUUGGGUUAUGCUCGCAGGCUAACCUGAUUCUUGACAGUGCUUUAUUCUUCCCCCAUCUCUGAGUUCACAUAUUAUUUAAGUUUCAUCAAAGGGAGCUGUUCGGUUCGGUGUUGUCUUUGUGAGCCAUACUCAGAGAGUUGUUGUGAAGCCAAUAAUGGGAAUGCGUGAUUCAUUAGCUUUCUAGGAUGAGUUUGAUUUGGUUAUGUAUGUUCUUAAAUCAUGAAUGUGGCAUGUUGUAUGUUUCAUUCCAGUGUUGUAAACUAUGACCCCUGUGGGAUUUACAUUUGAAUAUGUGUCUGAAUUGACUUGAGCUUGGUCCACUUGGACAUUUUGUACUAGAAAUGCUUUGUUUGUGUUACACAUUAGUCAUUUAGUCUACUAUAAAAGUUGCAUACUAGAAACCUGUGAUAAAAGGCAAUGGCCUCAU